Molecule: messenger RNA, 481 nt
Organism: Hymenoscyphus albidus
Lineage: Eukaryota; Fungi; Ascomycota; Leotiomycetes; Helotiales; Helotiaceae
Source: the annotation of a GenBank genome assembly
AUGCGUUUACCAACUACCUUCGCCAUCCUCGCUUCUCUCCAUACCCUCGUUUCCGCGCAAAGUUUCACAGAUGCCCUCGAUGGAGCCGCACCCGUCUCCCAAAAUGUCGCCGGUGUAGCUGUUCUCGCACUACGACAAGCAAUCGAUCUCUGUGGCAGUAAGCUUCUCCAGAUUCCUUUCUAUUUCACCACUCUAUACCCGUGCUAACAACACCCUCACAGAUGGAAGACAAUGCGUCAACUCCCUCUGCUGCCAGGUCAGCUACUGUAUCCCCCUAGAUGCGCAGUGCUGUACCACCGGAAAAUACUGUCCCUUAGGUACGGAAUGUGUUCUCGUUAAUGGAAAGCAAAGAUGUCGGGAUCCUAAUGGGUCGGAUGUUGGGGAUGAGAGUGAUGGGAGUGGGACUAAGAGUUCAGCGGAGAGGAGAGAGGGUGGGGUUAUGGGUGCAUUGGUGGUUGCGGGGAUUGCGGCGCUUCUGUAA